Messenger RNA from Salvia hispanica, 3177 nucleotides. Lineage: Eukaryota; Viridiplantae; Streptophyta; Magnoliopsida; Lamiales; Lamiaceae. The record is from RefSeq and is a predicted model, not a curated record.
GCGGUGGUGGUAGAGGUUGCUAGCUAGCUAAGGUUAGUGAUUUCUGAACUUCAUUUUCGUUUGAUCGGUGGAAAUUAGGACUAAACCUACCUUUAAUUACACAAAUCAGGAGUAUAAUUAGCAUCAUAGAGCUUCUCUCUUCUCCACCACUCGCUGAAAUAUAGUUAGGGAUGAUGGCAGCAGCUUAUGCAGCUCUGAUUUCCGUUAACCAUAUCCUAGAUCAGCUCCGCCUCCAUCCCCGCCCUCCAAUUUCUAUCCACACUCAACACGCUCAAUCGCUCACUAGAAUCAUUUCCUCGCUGCUUAAUUUCCUCGAAGGCUACACUCCCCGCGUCGACCACAGCGACGAAGCUGACGAAUUGGAGUGUCGAAUUGCCGAUGCAGCUCAUGCCGCUGAAGAUGUAAUUGAGGGGUAUAUAGUCGAUCGGAUUCUCGCUAGAUCGGAAUCGUCGAGUGAUGGUGAGGAAAUCAGUUGUAUUGAGUUCGGUCGAAAUCUGGAGAGAGUCAUAGGGGAGAUGGAUUUGAUUGAGAAGGAAGCGAUGUUGGUUAAGGAGAAAGGGGGAAAUCAAGGCCAGCUGCGAAGACUCUCAUCAGUGCCGGCUGGCUCGGGGCGUGACGUUGCGAUGAUAGGAGUUGAUGAGAUAUUGGUGAAAUUGAUGGAUACGCUUAUCAGUGAUAAGUCCGGUCGACAGACCAUCUCGAUAACAGGUAUGGGUGGGAUCGGCAAGACCACUCUUGCUAGAAGUAUUUAUGAAAAUCAAAUUGUUGAGCAUCAUUUUGAUAUUCUGGCUUGGGUUACAGUAUCUCAAGAAUACACAAUGGAAGAUUUACUUUUACAACUUUUUCUUUGUCUUAGAAAGAGCCAAGGGAUGAGUAGGGAAAGCUUGAGUGAGAUGAGUGAGGAUGAAUUAGGAGAAAUUUUAUAUAAAAGUUUAUGUGGUAUGAGGUAUUUGAUUGUGAUAGAUGAUCUUUGGGAUGUUGAGGUGUGGGAUGGAUUACAACAUUUCUUUCCAAAUGAUAGGAACCAAAGUAGAAUCAUGAUCACCACUAGACUAGCAAACUUGGCUUUACAGUUAAGCGGUUCUCACAGUUACGAGAUGAAUUUUCUUGAUGAGAAGGAUAGCUGGAGUUUGCUCUGCAAAUAUGUGUUUGGGAAAGAGAAGAGUUGCCCUCUUGAGUUGGAGGAUACCGGGAGGAAAAUUGCAAGAAAUUGCAAAGGACUUCCUCUAUUUAUUAUUACGAUUGGAGGGCUCUUGGCAGCGUCUGAGAGAACUCUGGGAUAUUGGAAACAUAUAGCAAGAGACCUUAUUUCAACUGUGAAUUUGGAAGCAGAUGAGCGCUGCUUAAAGAUACUAUACACGAGUUAUAAUCAAUUACCAGUUCAUUUAAAGCCGUGUUUUCUUUAUAUGGGAGUUUUCCCGGAGGACAGGGUGGUCAUUGCAUCUGAGCUCAUCAAACUAUGGGUUGCAGAAGGAUUUCUUCGAUCAAUUGAUGGGAAAAGCUUGGAUGAAGUUGCGAAAGAGUAUUUGAAAGAACUCGUUGACAGGAAUCUUAUUUUAGUUCACAAGUGGGGCUCUGGUGGAAAGAUAAAAUCAUGCAAAAUUCACGAUCUCCUGAGGGAUCUUUGUUUGAGAGAAGCUGAUAAACAAAAGUUUGCUGGUUUUGUAAGGCCAGGGAAUCCCGAUGCCAGAAUUCCCCAGUGCCGCAUUCUUGUCCAUCGUCGACACAGAUCAAAAGAGUUAUAUCACUCCGAUGGCUCCCAUAUGUCACCUUAUAAGCUCUCUUAUGCAGUGGAUCUUCGUAGUGAUCAUUAUUACGAUACUUAUCUUUAUCGAUUCCUAGCUGCUUCCAAGUAUGUCUCACCUGCUCGUUCUUUGAUAUGGGAUUCUUUUGGUGAUCAUUCUUAUGAUACUUCUUCAAAACGGAAUCUUGAGGGCUAUUUUGAAGGACUUUCAGAGUCACCCAAUGGUAGACUGUUGAGGGUGUUUAAAAUAUUUGAUCUUAGACAUAGAUAUUCGUCUUCUUCGGAUGACAGAAAAUCCGCAUAUUUCCAAGAUAGUGCAUCUAAGCUGGUGAACUUGAGGUACAUUUCGUAUCCACAGACAGGGUACUCUUUUUCCCCUUCAGUGUGUCGCCUUUGGAAUUUGUAUACUUUAACUGCCAGGCAUACCACGGCGGUUGCUCCACCUGAAAUAUGGAAAAUGCCUCUACUUAGGCAUGUGGAAUUCUACAGCAUCUCUCUCCCUGAUCCUCCCAUUGAUGGUUUUGUUUUGGGGAGCCUACAGACUCUCUGUACAGUCACUAUUUGGGACUGCCGCAAAAAGGUGUUAAAAAGCAUCCCCAAUAUAAAGAAACUCAAGAUUCAUCAGGGGAAACUGGAGAGUUGGUCUGUAAUUUAUCUCAAAAAUCUUGCCUGUUUGCAUAAACUCGAAUCUCUUGAAAUCACUAUAUUUGGUGGCUUUUUUCAAAACUCAAUUCCGUUGGAGUUUUGGAGCAACCUCGCCCUCCCACAUUCCCUCAAGAAGUUGACUUUGUAUGGCACUCGAAUACGCUGGGAAGAGAUGCCUGCAACGAUAGGCUGGCUACCCCAUCUCCAAGUUCUCAAACUGAAACGAGAUUCUUUCGUUGGAUCUGAGUGGGAAACAGUCGAAAGGCAGUUCUGCAAACUCAAAUACUUGCAGAUUGCCGGUUGUGACUUGGUGUACUGGACAACGGAAAGCGCCCACUUUCCAUGCCUUGAGCACCUUCAACUUGAACAUUUGAUAUUGAAGGAGAUCCCUUUAGCUAUUGGUGAAAUACCAACGCUUCAGUCAAUCAAGUUGGUUGAUUGCAGCACUUCUGCUGUCGCCUCUGCUACAAAAAUACGAGAAGAUCAACAAGAGAACUAUGGGAAUGAUGACCUUCAAGUUCAGAUAGAAAGAUCAAUUGGGCGAACUAGCAAGGAUGACCUUCAAGUUCUGCCGCAAUGGAAUCAGGUUUCAGAUGUUCGGAAGAUUGAAUGGAGCAAGGAUAUAGAAUGGGUUCGUGUAUAUUAAUGUUUUCCUGCCUCAACAGUUCUGGUGUUUAUAUGCAAAAAUACAUUUGAUGAUAGAUUAAUGAGUAGGUUUUACAUGAAUACCUCGUCAUACUGCUUACAAUUGAUUCAUGGUUUCUAACAUCGUUGUGUUGGUAUUGGCA